AUGCUUCUAUCCAAGACAGUACAGCUAACUGUCCUCGCACUCCUCUCCUCGGCCUGCGCUCAGACAUACACAUCAUGCGAUCCCACGAAAAAGGAGUGCCCGCCCGACACGGCCCUCGGCGUGAGCAAUUACACAAUCGACUUCCAAAAGAGCAUCAUGACUGAUCGCGUCUGGAACUGGACAGCCGGAUCGGCCGAUUAUGGCGACCAGGGUGCAGAAUUCACCAUCAACAAGCGGGGCGACGCACCUACUGUGCAGACCAACUUUUACAUCUUCUUUGGACAGGUUGAGGUCUGGCUCAAGGCCGCACCCGGCAGGGGCAUUGUCUCCUCGAUCGUCCUGGAAUCCGACGACCUAGACGAGGUGGAUUGGGAGUGGAUCGGCCCAAACAAUACAUAUGUGCAAAGCAACUACUUCGGCAAGGGCAACACAACCUCGUACGACCGUGCCGCUAUCCACGAAGUUGACGACGCUCAAGGCAAAUUCCACAACUACACGGUCGACUGGACACCUGAGAAGUUGGAGUGGUUCAUUGACGGCCAAUCCGUCCGUGUCUUGAACUAUGCCGACGCCAAUGGCGGGCACAACUUCCCCCAGACUCCCUGCAACGUCAGACUGGGUAUCUGGGCCGGCGGUGACCCCAAGAAUAAUCAGUACACCAUUGACUGGGCCGGUGGUGAGACAGACUACUCCGACAGCUACACCAUGGCCGUCCAAUCUGUCCGGGUCAGCGACGCCAGCACGGGCACACAGUACGUGUACACUGAUAGAUCCGGCAGUUGGCAAAGCAUCAAAGCACUCAAUGUUACGAAACCCCUCAAACUCGACGGCGAAAACUCCGACUCGACCAGUAAAACCAUCAAGCAAAAGUGGGACGGCCUGACCUCGACGCAAAAGUACAUCAUUGGCGGCGUUGUGGGUGGCGUCGCCCUCAUCCUCAUCGCCCUCUAUGCGUGGUUCUGCGUCCGCCAACGCCGCGCCGGCAAGCACGAGAAACUGAUCGAGGAUGCCAAGUACGAGAAGAACGUGUCCGAGGUCAUGGCCUACCGCUCCGAAAUGGCCCGAUCGCGUAACGAGAAGUCACAGGUCCAGGUCCACGUUUCGCCGGUGAUGAACAACGGCAACGGUUUCGGACCCACGCUGCACCACCAGCAGAGUCAGCCCAUGAUGGCUGCCAUGCGCAGUCCCUCGCCGGGAUACGGAUACGGAAGAGGCUAUCAGAAGUUCUGA
Molecule: messenger RNA, 1230 nt
Organism: Exophiala spinifera
Lineage: Eukaryota; Fungi; Ascomycota; Eurotiomycetes; Chaetothyriales; Herpotrichiellaceae
Exons: 2
Coding region: 1-1230 (409 amino acids)
Biological process (GO): carbohydrate metabolic process; fungal-type cell wall organization
Cellular component (GO): fungal-type cell wall
Molecular function (GO): hydrolase activity, hydrolyzing O-glycosyl compounds; glycosyltransferase activity
Source: RefSeq, a predicted model, not a curated record